AUGUGCGUCUGGACAGCACUGAGACAAGUCCAGCGCGAGCGACCAGCGUAUGGGGACGGCAAAACGGGACCAGUCGAAUCUGAUCCAGUGAGAAGUUGGUGGAGAGAAGUCAUUAGCAGAACCGCGCUGGGCGCAGGAGCCGAUCCACAGAGAACAGAAGAUCAUUUGGACGAGGCGGUAACCGAACUAUUGCAUAUAUUCUCGUCGAAAGAAGGAUACAAACUCUCCGAUGGAGCUCUACAAACUAUAAAAACACUUAAUAACGAACUAGGCAUACGUACGGGUUUAGUAUCCAAUUGUGAUUCCCGCAUUGUCGAUGCCCUGCGAGAUUUAAAAGUGGCAAAUCAUCUUGACCCAAUGGUAUUUUCGGAAUUUGAGAAGUGCGAGAAACCCGAUGUGCGGAUGUGGCAAGUCGCCUGUCAACGAGCCGGAAUGGAAGUGAAAGAGGCGGUUCAUGUAGGCGAUGAAUUUGAUGCGGAUAUAGUGGGCGCUACGCGAGCAGGAGUAAGAGCCAUUUGGUAUCGUCCGUCUGGACAAGACACACAUGUUGAAGAAGAUGCGACGAUAAUUGUACCUGAAGGAGUCAUAGUAGCGAAGAAGCUGACCGAUGUAGUCGAUAUUGUGAGAGGGUGGAACUAG
This is a messenger RNA of Rhizoctonia solani, 639 nucleotides long. RefSeq names its product haloacid dehalogenase. NCBI's taxonomy places the organism in Eukaryota, Fungi, Basidiomycota, Agaricomycetes, Cantharellales, Ceratobasidiaceae. The coding region runs from base 1 to 639 and encodes 212 amino acids. The record is from RefSeq and is a predicted model, not a curated record. The transcript has 6 exons.